Messenger RNA from Exophiala dermatitidis NIH/UT8656, 1044 nucleotides. Its product is annotated as farnesyl pyrophosphate synthase. Gene Ontology annotation, biological process: trans, trans-farnesyl diphosphate biosynthetic process. Gene Ontology annotation, molecular function: (2E,6E)-farnesyl diphosphate synthase activity; dimethylallyltranstransferase activity. NCBI's taxonomy places the organism in Eukaryota, Fungi, Ascomycota, Eurotiomycetes, Chaetothyriales, Herpotrichiellaceae. The transcript is spliced from 2 exons. The record is from RefSeq and is a predicted model, not a curated record. Bases 1 to 1044 code for a protein of 347 amino acids. Gene Ontology annotation, cellular component: cytoplasm.
AUGGCGACAAAGGCUACACGCGCAGACUUCGAGAAAGUCUUUCCUUCUCUAGUGGAGGACUUGCUGGGCGAAGCCCGCAAGUACAACUUGCCUGAUAAUGCACUGCAAUGGUUUGAGAGAUCUCUCAAUGCCAAUACCCCAGGUGGGAAACUCAACAGAGGCAUGUCAGUUCCCGAUACUGGCUCGCAACUUCUGGAACGGCCGUUGUCCCCGGAGGAAUUUAAAGAUCUUGCAACUCUCGGUUGGCUCACGGAACUCCUGCAAGCCUUCUUCCUCGUUAGCGAUGAUAUAAUGGAUGCCAGCAUUACUCGUCGAGGAGAACCAUGUUGGUAUCGUCGGGAAGGAGUAGGGAUGAUCGCGAUCAACGACUCCUUCAUGCUGGAAUCGGGAAUCUAUCUCAUCCUCAAGAAGCACUUUCGGUCGCAUCCUGCCUAUCUCGACCUGAUCGAACUCUUUCACGAGGUGACAUGGCAGACCGAGUUGGGACAGCUGUGUGACCUGAUCACUGCUCCUGAGGACCAUGUCGACCUGAACAAUUUCAGCAUGGAGAAGUACACCUUCAUUGUCAUUUACAAGACGGCGUACUACUCCUUUUAUUUGCCAGUCGCCCUCGCCCUCCACUACCUCCGACUGGCAACCCCACAGAACCUGAAGCAAGCGCACGACAUCCUCAUCCCGCUAGGCGAAUACUUCCAGAUUCAAGACGACUAUCUGGACGCCUUCGGUGACCCUUCGGUCAUUGGCAAGAUUGGGACAGAUAUCAAGGAUAACAAGUGCGGAUGGUUAAUCAACCAGGCCUUGCAAAUAUGUACCCCGGAGCAAAGAAAAGUGUUGGACGAGAACUAUGGACAAAAAGAUGAUGCAAAAGAGGCCAAGGUCAAAGAGCUGUACAAUGAGUUGCAACUCGAAAAAAGAUACCGCGAUUAUGAAGAGAAACGUGUGGGAGAAAUCCGGCAGAUGAUUGCCAACGUCGACGAAAGCGCUGGUCUGAAGAAGGGCGUGUUCGAGGAGUAUCUGGCCAAAAUCUACAAGAGAAGCAAGUAA